Messenger RNA from Aspergillus brunneoviolaceus CBS 621.78, 480 nucleotides. RefSeq lists its product as uncharacterized. The record is from RefSeq and is a predicted model, not a curated record. The coding region runs from base 160 to 333 and encodes 57 amino acids. The transcript has a single exon. NCBI's taxonomy places the organism in Eukaryota, Fungi, Ascomycota, Eurotiomycetes, Eurotiales, Aspergillaceae.
ACUGUCAGUAAGCUAGCACCACACACCAAGUCUUACAACCCUGUCGUCUCCAAUCUCUCUUCAUCGCCUAUCCCUAACCGAAUUCCAACCAACAUUCAAUCUCGAACCAUUGCCCCAAUUAUAUCAUAUCGACAAUCCAUCCCCUCCCCACAGGAUAACAUGCCCUCACGUGCACUUACAGACAAACGACUUUCCAGUUUCCCUUACUCACCCAGCAAAAUUCCCGAGAACGUUCGCCCGCCCCAACACAGCCACAUUGUGUUUUUUCUGGUUGGGGGCUCUGGGAUAGGCACUGCAGGCGGCGGGUUGAACUUGGGAACCCGGGAGGACUAGAGCCUAUUAUGUAUUCUUGGGUGGUAGGACAAUGUAAGGGGUGAGGGUCCUGGUUCCGGGGUUUGGUUGGUUGUGAGGUGGAGUGGGUGGUGUGGGUGAGAUAUAUGAUUUUGUCGGAUUGAAUUGUUUUGGGGGGUGGAGGGGGAG